AUGGCCGACAGCAGCACGGCGAACACCGGCGACGAGGUCGAACAGCAGCUCACAUUCAACGUCAAGUCCUCGUCAGAUGCCAAAUAUGUCGUUACCGUGCCCACGACCAUGACCGUGGGCGAUCUCAAGCAGAAGCUCUCCACCUCAGAAUACGCCGAUACACCACCCGAGCGGCAACGCCUGAUAUACAGCGGUCGCGUUCUCAAAGAUCCCGACACAUUGGCGAGCUGCAAGAUCAAGGAUGGCAACACUGUCCACCUCGUUCGCAGCGCCGAGAGCAAUCAGCGCCAGAACCCUGUCAAUCAAGGCGGCGCAAGCACUCCAGCGGGAGCAGGUCAGCCGGCAUCGAACGUCCCUUCCAACAUAGCAGCUGGAACGGGAGCGGGCAAUCCACUGGCUCAGCUCACAGGCGCGAGAUAUGCAGGCUUUCACGGCUUGCCAGGCGCGGACAUGUUCGGUGCAGAUGGCGGUAUGGGCGCUCCGCCAAAUGCGGAUCAGAUGCUUAGGAUGCUCGAUGACCCGAAUUUUGCGCAGCAGAUGAACGAGGCUAUGAACAACCCGGCAGUCUUGGACAUGCUUCGCAACAACCCGAUGAUCAGAAACAACCCCAUGGCGCGGGCGGCGAUUGAAAAUCCAGAAAUGAGGCGCAUGAUGAUGAAUCCAGAUAUGAUUAGAAUGCAGAUGCAGAUGCAGAGAGCGAUGGGCGGCAAUGGUGGUGAGGGUGCGUUCCCCAUGCCGGGACAAACGGAUACCACUGAGGGCGGCAACAACACGAACAACACUACGGGCAGCACGAACACUGGAGCAGGUGGGCAGAACACCGGAAAUCCAUUCACACAAGUACCACCUGGCGGUGGACAAGGCGGACAGAAUCCAUUCGCAGCCCUGUUCGGUGCACCACCAGGGGCAGGCGCGAAUGCUGGUAACGCCGGCGCUGGCACUGGCACAGACACCGCGAACCAACAGAACCCAUUCGGCAGCUUGUUUGGUGGACAGAACCAGGAGGGACAGCAAAAUCCAAUGGCAGCCAUGACCCAGCAGCUGAUGCAGAACCCACAAAUGAUGCAGCAGAUGAUGCAGAUGAUGGGUGGUGGCGAAGGUGCAGGUGGCGAAGGCGCUGGUUUCAAUCCCUUUGGUGGCUUGGGUGGAGCUGCACCUCCUCCUGAGCCAGCAGACAGCAGACCUCCUGAAGAGCGGUACGAGAGCCAGCUACGCCAGCUGAACGACAUGGGAUUCUACGAGUUCGAUCGCAAUGUCCAAGCCCUUAGGAGAAGCGGCGGCAGCGUCCAGGGGGCUGUAGAGUAUUUGCUCUCGAACCCAUCGUAA
Messenger RNA from Zasmidium cellare ATCC 36951, 1326 nucleotides. RefSeq lists its product as uncharacterized. Bases 1 to 1326 code for a protein of 441 amino acids. The record is from RefSeq and is a predicted model, not a curated record. Gene Ontology annotation, cellular component: cytosol. Gene Ontology annotation, molecular function: polyubiquitin modification-dependent protein binding. Gene Ontology annotation, biological process: ubiquitin-dependent protein catabolic process. NCBI's taxonomy places the organism in Eukaryota, Fungi, Ascomycota, Dothideomycetes, Mycosphaerellales, Mycosphaerellaceae. The transcript has a single exon.